AUGGCGGCGGACGUGGUAAUAGAUCCGCAACCGGCCAAUUCUUGCUGCGCAGAGGUAGGCAGGCAAUGUGAUGGAUACUUUUUCUUGUCAUUUUCGUGAUUUCGAUUCAGGUUGGGUCGUUUUUUGCUUUUUGUGUGAUGAUUUCGUUUUGGUUGGGCGUUUGCGGGUGCUAACAGCUGAGGAAGAGGUACGUGAAGUUGGAGGAGAAGAGGAACGCCCUCCGGCAGGCUGUGAAGCUGCUCGAGAAUCAGACCAACAAGUUGCAGGAUGAGACAAUUGUUUUGAAAAGAGGUAAGUGCAUUUCAAAUCUCUGGCGUCCUUAUUUUGCAGCGGUCAGUUUUUAGACUCAGGUUCACCCGAUCUUAAAGCGAGAUGUUGAACAAGACAUAUCUAUGCGGGUUCGUCAGUGUACCAAUCGAUCACUCAAAUGGCCGUAUACUGGACUAAUGAAGCAUUCCAAUGGCUUAUAGAAACACAGAUCGGAUUUUGGCUGUUAGGGUUAAUAUUUUACAAUUGGAUAAUCUAUUUUGUUCGUCUUUAAUGCAACAACCGUAUCUAGCUCCAUAAGGACCUCAAAGAUGUGACUGAGUAAAGGCGAAGAAAGACAUGAUAACUAGAGAAAACCAUAAAUGAGGAGCCAAAUCGUCAAACAAGUACCUGUUAGCUUUAUAAUAUCACAAGAAGAAACCAGCCUAGGUUGUGCAUUCAUUCCUGUCUAUUUGAAGAUACGUAUUCCAUUUGGAAAAGCUCUCAUGUGCAAUGGCCACUCCAGGAUGAUUUAAAACUUUUUACUCGACCCAUAAGUUGGGGUUGCUCGAGUUGGUGGAACCGUUGGAUAAAUAAAUGAUUUGAUGCCUACCCAAUGCCAAUUUCAGCGUGCAAAGGUAAUCGUACUAUCCAUCUCCUUUAUGAAAAAGCUCUCAGGACAACAUUAGCCGUCUGUAGAAAUUUUCUUGGAUGCUCAGAAGACAUUUCCAUUGCUUCAAUAUAUUCUUGGAUGCUGUUGAUCCUUUAGGACUUGCCACAGCUCUGCCUCAUGAGUUCCUUUGCUGACUAAAGAACCACCGUGUGUUAGCUAGCACGUGUGAUCUCUUGGGCUUUUCCCCCUCCAAAUACGAACAUUUUACGUACUGGCAGUUGAGAAUAAUUUCCAAUUUACAAACCGAUGGUUUUUAAGGUCCUCUGUCCAUCUUUUUCUAUUUAUUUGAGAUUACGCUCUUUUGAUGUGUAAUAUUUUCACAUUUUCAGUGGUGCAUCUGAAUUUUUUGAUGUUGCUCUCUUUUCCGUUUUUAAAUGUCACGGUUAAGGUGCUCACUAAAGUUUGUCUUUGAUAACUAUUUUCUUCUAGCCUAUGAGGAAGAACGCACACGAGCAGAACAAGCCCAGCUAUUGAACAAAGAAUCACUUGAGAUCAAACAUAAACUUGACAAAGAGGUUCGUCAAUUGAAGUCAGAAAUAGCUUCGUUAAAGGAAAGUGGAAGUUCAGUAAACCAAGGUAAAAAUCAGCAGCUGAUACCCCACAUCUCAGAAGGAGAUGCAGAAAUAAAAAGGCUGAAGGAACUCCUGCAGAAAGAGAUAAGAAGGGGAGAUUUUGAGAAAAAGAAGGUGGAGGAGGAGAGAAAUAAAGCUGCUGAGGCAUGGAGACUUCUAAAAAUGGAAAAGAAGAAGGUGGAAGACGAAAAGAGAAUCUCGGAAAUGGAGAGGAAAAAAGCUGAAGAUUUCAGGAAUUGUUUGGAAGAAUCAAGGUCUGAAGUAAACGAAGCCAGAGAAAAAUUAAUUGCAGAGAAAUCAAAAACAGAUGCAGCAAAGAAGAAACUCGAGUUUGAGAACAAAAAAACGCAGAGAGAAAAGAAGCGUGCUGAUUCAGAGACAGCAAAGGUUGAAGAACAAAUGAGGCAAUUAGAAAUAGAGAGAAAGAAGUUGGUGGAUGAAAAGGCUAUUUCCGAUCACUUAUCCAAACAGUUACAAGAAGAGAGGCAAAAGAUAGGGAUUCUGCAGCAGAAAAUGGAAACCAUAAUAUCUACUGGGCAAGGGCUCAAGAAUUUUCUGAGCUAUGGAACAAAGAUGAUAAGAAAUCAGGAUGCUGAAACUGCAAAUGUGAAGCUUUUGAAAGAUAAAAUCAAAUUCCAGAAGAAACAGCUGAAGCAUGCUAAGAAAAUGGCCAAGCUACAUGAAGCAGAGGAACAUUUACUUCUUCAACAACUUUGUCUAUUAAAUCAGGAUCAUAUGCAAUUCUCGCAUAGGUUAGAAAUGCUUACCAGCUGCUUUCCAUAUGUCAUUGAUGGUACUGAUGGUUUGGCUAAGGUAUGCUCAGACAUUUACCUUGUUCACUGCGUAUGCUAGUGAUAUGUUUUCUUCUUUAGGCGUUCAGUUGUUUUAUUUAUUGUGAUUUUUGAGUAGUGAGUUGGUUUUCUUUAUCUACUAAGUUGUUUCGAUCCUUGGAUUUAUGGCCUUUCAAAGGUACUACUUGGCAAGUUUUUACCUUUCAUAUCCAAGUUCAUCCAAAUCAUGCUGGAAAUUUCCAGGUCAUAGCAGUGGUAAUUUGGUGUAGCACUCAUUUCAUUUCUAGAACCUCCAUAGUUUUGAAAUUCUGAAUUCUUUUGUUCAUAAUUGGGAAAGUGAUACAUUAGCACAUUGUUUUCAGAAUACAUCCAGAGUUUUAAUGCCGCUAUCUCAUAUAUUUUCUCAGAACAUCUUUUAAUGUAUGCCCUGUUAUAUGGGUACCACUUUAGUGCUUAGAUAUCUAAUAAUUGCGUUGCAAACAAAAAUGUCUUUCGAAAUUGAUGUUGAAAGAAAUUCGAAGGUAAUUGGAUACUUCGUAGCUUGUAAUCUAUGUAUCAUUCUAUAAUUUUAUGCCAGAACAUUAUUAAUCGUUUCUCUAAAGUACUAUGUACAAAACAUUACAGUCGUGACUGUUCAAUUCCGUGUCUUUUAAUAGUUUGGCGUGCAAUGCAUUUCUGAUAAAUUCGCAUUGCAGGCUGGUAAAGCUUUAAAGCAACGUGUUGUAAAACCUCAGAAGACAUUCUCCUGUGCUGAACAUGAUGUAAAUUCUCAGAUUGAGGCUGAGAAAACCAAGAAUAUUUGCACUCCAAUGGAAUAUCAUGGUACAUCUCUGCCAUGCACAUGGCAUUUUCCUCAAACAUGUGGAGGAUCUAUCAGACCAGUUUCAGGUAUUUGUUCUGAUUUGGAAUCCCCUGUGCGGGAUUCUGUCAGAGACAAGUCGCAAAGUUCUGUGAUAUGUUCCACUGAUGUAACCUUUUCUGAUACACAAUUCCUGGGAUCACAGGGAAGAAGUGCUCUUGCUGUUGCUACAUCAGCCAAGUUAGACACAAACUUGCGAGUUUCACCAUCUAUGAAUUUCACUGGGGAAGAAACUAAAAAUUCGAAUGUGGUACAACGAGGGAAAAAAGGAAGAACUUUUCCCAGAGAGAUGAAAGUUCCAAUCUCGAAAUCCAUUUCUCGUGAUAGGAAUGAACUUGCUAUCAGCGACUCCCAAUGUAUUGGAGCAAAGAGAAAGGCUAAAGACAUUUUAGAUGGUGGAGAUUGCCGUUGGGGUUUAAAAACAAAAAAUAAGAUUCGUGUGGUGGAGAACAACUUAAACCCUGAAACCAUUGUCUCUUCAUUAUCUAGAGGUGAUUUGUUUCACUCUUCAAAAGGUAGAAAGCAUCUUGCUACAGAAUUGUCUGAUGAUUCGGAUACCAGAUAUUGUGCUGAGCGACAAAAUAAUAUUUCAUGGUCUUCUGAACAGAAUGGCGUCUGCCAUGAAGGGUAUGGAUAUGAACCAGGUCAGGCAGCGACAAGUUUUAUCAAUAGAGUUGCACCGGCCGUCUUUGAUGCUUCAGAACAUGCUCAGAAGUCAAGUGCAACCAUCAGGAAAAGCCAUGCGUUGUCUUGUUUUGAUGACAUGAAUCAUGAUGAUUAUAUGAAGCUGCUUGAUUUGGAUGACGAGAUUGAGGAGAAAAGAUUUCAAGAAGCAAGGAGGAUGCUUUUAUCACCCAAUCUACCUGAAAUCAAGUCUCCCAUUUCGAAAUAUUCUGCAGAUGAGUGCCUAAAUUGUUCAAGUCAGGCAUUUGGUGGUAGCAUUGGAACUGAGAAAGAAAGAUUUGGGCCAGUAGUUAGAUUCAACCCUCACCAAGGAUCCACAUCUCAGGAUCAGUUAGAUUCUCGUUCGUUUACUGGAAAGAAAACUUCUGAAAAUGCUUCAGGGGAAGUCAACAGGGAUUCUGGACUGGUGGCCAGCUCACCACUUGGCCAGUUAAUUCUGGAUGGGGAUACCCAUGUGGAUUUCUCGACUCAGACACGUGAAGUAGCAAAUCAAUUAAGUCAAGCAUGUGUAGCUAGUCAAAUCCCUUGUUUAGGUUUUACAAAUUAUCUUACUGAAAGUGAAGCAGGAAAAGCCUGCAAUCAAGUUGUUGCUGAAGAUGCAAACAUUGAGGACAUCCUUGAAGGGAAAAUCACCGCUGAUAACGGUUAGUCUGCUUCAUAUUUUUCGUUCUUUUUAGCCUUGUUUAUAAUGUAUUGAAGAUUUUUCAUUAGUUAAGACUCUCUCAGCCCUUACUAUGUUUUUCAUUUGACAAAUUGCAGAAGAUAGUCUCUCAAGUGACAAAGGCAUUCAGAUUGAUUUUAACAGUGAAAAUAGGUCCACCAUGUUUGUGGAGAGUAUGACGCAAAAGGCUUUGCCAAAAAAUAAAGAGAUAUCAUGUCCAAAUGCAGUUGAUAGACAUAAGCAUCGUGUUUAUGACUGUGUCGUUAUUUUCUCAAAUACAAAAGAUGAACAGAUGCUUUGUAGGAUACUUCAUGCUAUGGAUACCAUUUUGCAAGGUACCUCCUGGGCUUAUGAAGAUGGAUUCUUGUUUACAAAUGUUCUUCAUGCUUUGACGCGAAAUGUGGAUAUCUCAGCCGAGUAAGUUAUCCUUUUUCUCUUCUUCGUUCUAUUUUGAUUUCAUUUAUAUCAUGUGAAAUUACAAACUAUUAUUCUUUUCUAAACCAGGGAGAAGGUUUCUGUUGUCUAUUCGUUGUUGCUGUGUAAGAUGUCUGCCUUGAUUUCUGUGGAUGGGGGAAUCUCCGUGGUUAAAGAUCUAUCACUAGCGUCACAGAUAUUUGUCGCUGAGGCUGAUAGAGGUACGCUUAGACGCUUCUCUUCAUUCUUAUUUUCCUGUUGAAUAAAACAAUCUGGAACUUGUCAUCAGGACGCGGGCUUCUUUGAGUCUGACAUUUGACAACAAUUUGCAGACCACGCGGAUAAUUCAAGUUUCCAAACUUUAUGUCCUCACUAGUUUCUAUCUUUUAGGGCAGUAUGGAUCGAUUAGCUACUCUCUACUGCUGGUUUUUCUUAUGCUAAGAUAAUUCAUUGGUGUUUAUAAGUAUAAGCCCUUGAUUCCGACUAAACAUCCCGAGCUUUUUAUAAACGUUAAAGACUUCUGCUGUUAAAACCAAGACGACAGUGUUAGAAUGAUCAAGGCUAUACACUCUCCAACGAGAAUUUUCAAUGAUGAUAGAGACUGUUAGAGACCCUUCAUGGCCAAUUUGUAAGAUCUAGAAGCAAAGAAUAAGAUGACACUACUGUAGUAUAUGACUUUAUGAAAGCUUUGAUUCCGAAGAGUAUUCCUGGUCAGUGUUGACACCAUCAGGAUACUUGUUUGGAGGGCCAUAAAGUCCCCUUUUUUGUGGAUGGCCGCUCGAUGUUCAAGUCAAGGGCAGUGGAACUGGUGAGAUAAACGUAAGAGAAAUAACAGUAUUUGCAUGUUCUAUCCACUGGAGAGUGUAAGAUGGAAAGAAUGUGUUGCAGUCUUUACUGAUCAAGUUGUAAAAUGUCUGCAUUCUUUCGCCCAUCCAAUAAACUUUUUGAGAACAUGACAGUUCAUAGUUUUCUUCUUAUCUGCUGUUGUGGGAUUGUCUUGGUUGCUGACUUUUUUUUUACUAAUUUAUGAAUUGAUCUUGAAAUUUUUCUUAUUACUCUUAUUCAUUUUUCUUAUUGCAGUGAUAUCCGAUGCAGAUACAAGAUCCGUAUUUCUCAAAACAUGCCAGUUGGACAUUUUUUUCAGGCUGAUCCAAGAUUUCCUUGUUACCAGAAAACUUAUGGUGUGCGAAGAUUGUUUACUAAAACCAUCAGAUAUCUGCACUCCUGAUGGUGUCUGCCAUUUUAAUGAUGGAAACAAGGCCUGGAUCUUGAAAACUGCCACAACCUGCCAGUUGGUCGCUGGAAGUGUGGUCUUAGCCUCCAUGAGUGUCGUGCUCAGUUGUAUUGACAUUCUCUGGCAUACCUCGUACCAACUUAUUCGUCUGUGUAUGACUGAUUCUCAUUGGAUUCUUACUGCAGUGCAUGUUUUUGCAUCUAUAUCUGGGCCGAAAUUCUUUUCUUCUCCGAGCAGCAAUUUCAUUAGUAGUGUGGUAAAAGUAAUCGUUCACCUCCUAGAGAGCGGGUUGGAAUUUAGUGCUGUAACACUGAACGCAGACCGGGGCCCAAGGUUUUCCCCUUGUAUGGAAUGCCCAUUUGCUGAAGGUGAAGUCUGUCUGGACAAGGUCACAUCUUUGCUGCUGGAAGAGCUCCAAGAUUGUGCCGCAUGCAGAGCAAAACCUUUGGAUCCCAAGACUUCUGACAUUUCUUCAUCUGAUGAACUUGUAGCAUGCACAAACAGAACGAACCCACAUGACGAAAAUAAAGCUCGGCUUGACGGUGCUGCAGAGUGUGAUCAUGCUUGCUCUUUGCAGAAUCUAGCUCACCAGCUGGACAACAAUGCCGAUACCAAACUUUGUCAUUUUACUGAUAUACUCUCUUUGCUGGAGCUGAUUGGGCACUACAUGGUGUGCACUUUGACUUGCUAUAUAUCUGUUUCAUAUAAUGCUCAGCCUGGUUAUUUUCUCCUGCUUCACUUGCAUACAUCCAUGCGUAGUGGUUUUAGGAAUGUAUCUGGGGACAUUAUCCGUUUUCUGAGCGCAGAUUAUCAAUGAAGACUAAUUUUUACUCAUGAUUUCCUGCAAUUUAUCAUACAAGGAUGUUAGAUUGCUGAGUAUUUUAUUCAUUUAACACACAACUUCUCAUCUAAACAAGCUUUUGAAAAACUUUUCCUGUUGAAUUAUCGUAGAUAUAAAUCAGUAAAGAUAACAUGAAUAGAUUAAUGGGUCAGUUUUCUUUACCUAGUUUCUUCGAUUACAAGUCUUUUCAUUACGGUUAUUUACCCCACUGCUGGCUUCUAAUUGGGGCUUUCAUCAUUUUCUGUUCUCAGGGGUGGCAGUGGCUGCGCAGGAGAGUCAUUCCCCAGCUGUUCAGACUCUCGGAAUCAUGCACCUCUUUCGAAUUCUCUGUCCCUCUUCUCAUAUUAAUUGGGCAGUUCAUCAGGUAAAGUCGUGUAUAAUCGAGACUUUGAUGCUUCCAUGCAGCUUAUCACUCUUGUUUACUUUGCUUUGCGGUGAACUCCUGCUGUGCUGUGAGGCAACAUUCAGUUUUCCUCUUGGCAGAGUGAAAUAUGCUCAAGGAAAGAGGGGGGGGGGGGGUUGUCUUUGGUGGGUAGUAGAAGUGCUGCACUAGUUCCCUUUUCGUACAUCAUGUCUGAUGCCUGGGUCAAGAUAUCGAUUAAUACAUGGCCUAAACUAGUUGUGUCUUCUGGGAUUCUCCACUGCGAAUCACCAUUCUUGGAUUUGAUGAUACUAACUCAAAAUGGUAGGUGCCUCUGCCAGCCGAUCGACUGAUUAUUAGCUGAUCCACUAUGAAUCAGUCUUCUCAGAGGAUUUCAGGUUUGAUUCGAACACAAAAUCAGCUGAACCUGCUAUCUUCUUGGUAUCGUUCCUCCCAUCGUAUCAUCUGAUUAUGGGCAGACCCCCACACUAAAUCAAUAUCUUCAGUUGACUCCACUGGAUCCCCUCCCAGAAAUCAUCUGGACCCUCCAUCUUCUUGCUAUUUCCUGUUCUAUGAGCUUCAUGGUUAUCACCUUUUACGCACUUUCUCAGAAUUUUGUUGUUGGCUCCUCUCUCUUCCUUUCUCAGGAUUGGCGUGGAGGUCAACGCUUGUGAAGAGGAGGAAUCCGAGGGCCUGAUGUCCAGUCUAUCAGAGUUUCUAGACGGGGAUGGAAAAGGGAAAAUCGGCAGCCUGCCCAUCCAAUUCGCCGCCGUCAAGGCUCUGCUCGGCCUCCUCCCUUUGGAUUUCCGAGAGAUCAUCCUCAGCAGGGGCUCGUUUGAUGUCGCAUUGAGAGGCAGCCAUGCUGCCUGUGCAGAGCUCGUAAGGAGAUGGUUUUCCCAGCUGGGCGAGGAUCAGAUUUCUGCGGCCAUUGGAUUUUUUGAAGAACUCGGUUAG
Molecule: messenger RNA, 8290 nt
Organism: Spirodela intermedia
Lineage: Eukaryota; Viridiplantae; Streptophyta; Magnoliopsida; Alismatales; Araceae
Source: the annotation of a GenBank genome assembly